Aspergillus heteromorphus CBS 117.55 is the source of this 1103-nucleotide messenger RNA. RefSeq lists its product as uncharacterized. Lineage: Eukaryota; Fungi; Ascomycota; Eurotiomycetes; Eurotiales; Aspergillaceae. The coding region runs from base 287 to 919 and encodes 210 amino acids. The transcript has a single exon. The record is from RefSeq and is a predicted model, not a curated record.
CAGCUACCACAUCGGGGGGUGGGUUACUAAGGAAACCCUUACUGGGGGCGGAUCCCGGGGGCUGCGAGGGACCGGAGUGCCGGAGUGUCUGGAGAUCUCAGCCAUCGAGACUGGGUCCCCACGUGAAGCCCAGCCAUGCCCGCUGCACCGCCACUCGUUCGUGUUUCUUGAGCAACGCAGGAUUCGGGCAGCCAAUUCAUCGGUGACGAUGCAUGAUGCCUAAUAGGACAGCUGGUGCUGCUAUUUUUUGUACCCUGCCUCGGAGGAAAGGCGAGGACUACACAUUAUGUAUGUAUGUAUGUAUGUAACUACUAUGUACUGUCACUGUACAAAGUACAGCCCGCCUACAGAGUGCGGCACCGGGUACAUACAUACAUACAUGGGCUCGAUUGGCCGUUGUAGAUCAUUCUAUUUCUAUUCAUUUCUAUUCAAUGAAGGCUGGCGGCUGGGGUUUCUUCUCUCUCUGGCCCAGCCCAGAGCCAUAUACUCCGGACCCCGUAAUAUAACCUUCCUUGACCAUCGCCUACGCCCUCAGUGUCUCUUUGUUGGAAUAAAUAGCCGCGGGCCUGACUGGGCUUGUGAUCACAAAAACAGCUGCCUGCGCGGGCUGUCUUUCCCCAGUGCCCGUCGACCAUUGACUGCGGGUCACGUGCUUCCGCCCCGACCGACCCGAAACGCCUGUAAUCUCCAGACGGCGGGCGGCGAUUCACCUCACCUUGUCAGCUUCCCUCCAACGCCUCAUCUCAUCCUCCUCCCUUUCUACAUCUCAUCCUCCCGCCACCUCCCAGCCCGCGUUACGAACGUCUUCUUUCCGCUACUUCAGUCUUACGGAACCCCCAGCCGCUCAGUUCAUUUUUGCGACCUUCCGCCUCAUCCCCUACGAAAGGACCAGGCAGCAGAGUCCAUCCGUUGCACCUAGGUAGUCUGGUCACUUACCAGGUCCUUCAAUCCAACGCUUGAACCCAUCAAGUCGAUCGCGCAUUACCACCAUGUCGGAGCAGCCGUACGACCCCUACAUCCCCUCCGCGUCCAACGGGACGGCCAGCGCCAGUGCCGCGCAGAAUGGCGACCCCAGGACAAGGGAAAUCGACAAAGUAAGUGGC